AUGAUGAUGGCCGACCAACGCUAUCUCAAAGAGUUCCCUGAGCGCUGGUUCUCUGCAUUCUCGGUGGCCUCCCAGGUCAAAGAUUCGUCUCCGCCCCGAAACAGCUACAAGAUCGACGCCGUGAGGGCAAUCGUAGUGGUGGCUGGGAUGCUGAUCAUGAUUGCUUUGGUGGCUGCCGAAGUGGCCCAGCUCAGCUACGGGUGCGGCAUUCUCCUGCUCUUGCUUCUCGCAAUCAGGGCCAUUACUCUACCAGAGCUGUACUCAUCCAUCAAGGUGUCCGUGAUUUUCACGAUCGUCGGCGCGACUGGCAUAUCGAACGCGAUGAAGGUCACUGGCGUCGCUAACUUCAUUGCCGACGUUAUGAUGAGUGUAUUCCAGCCGCUGGGCUUCUUCGGCCUCUGCGCCGCCGUCUACAUUGUUUCGGUCUUCCUCAGCAUGUGGAUUAGCAACUCGGCCACUGUUUCAAUCGUUGGGAGCUUGAUCGUUUCCAUGAUCUCCAACCUGCAGGCGGAGGGGGCAGACAACAUUCCUGCGCUCGCUGCCGCUUUCACUUGGAUCCUCAUCUGUGGAGCAGGGUCCUGCUUUACCACUCCCCUGGGCUACCAGACGAAUUUAAUGGUGAUGCCCGACGGCAAGUACACGUUCUCUGACUUCGUUGUUUUCGGAGGGCCGAUCACGCUCAUCCAUUGUGCAGCGUGUAUAUUCGUGGUUCCCAUCCUUGCCAUGUGGCUGAUCCCGAGCCUCGCCGCGCUGCUGGGGUGCGGAGUGGUGCCCGGCGUGGGGCGGCAGGUCGAGUCCGCCAGGGUUGCCCUGCGGGAGAAGGCCAUGGAACGGCAGCCGGGCGGGGCGCCCUCGCAGGAGGAGGCCGGCGCGACGAACAAACUCUCCAACUCGACGGCGGUGGAGGACGGACGAGGGCUUCGUGAAUUUUCACGACUUCCUGGCCAUCAUAUCCGAGCUGCGGAAGGCCGAGGCCGCCGCCUCCAAGCCGGCGCUGCUGCAGGCGACGAAGGAGACACCGGCCUGGCGCGCGACCGCCUUGUCCCCGUGGAGGCCUGGGCGCGCGUUCUGGUGAGAGGCGGCUUCUGCGACGAGUGCUGCACCACGGUGGCCGAGGUGGAGGCCGCCGUGGAGGACUGGGUGCAACCGUGA
Prorocentrum cordatum is the source of this 1152-nucleotide messenger RNA. NCBI's taxonomy places the organism in Eukaryota, Dinophyceae, Prorocentrales, Prorocentraceae. The record is from the annotation of a GenBank genome assembly.